CAUCGUGGUGGUGGUGGUGGUGGUGGAGGUGGUGGUGUUAGGCGUCGUCCGGGAUCGAGGAGAGAUAGAAAGAGAGAUUCCCCCGAGAGAGAGGAAGAGAGAGAAAGAGAGAGAGAGAGAGAAAGCCGCCAUCGGGUACCGCCGCCGCCGCCGUCGUCUUCGUCGUCGUGUUUAUCGCUACCGUCAUCCCGUGGCCGUCAAGGCGGUGUAUCGUUCGAUGUCAAAGCGGCGUCACCUGUCAUCGCGCGUCACCUUCGCCACCCGCCCCCCCCCGUAGCGCACACAAGGGACGAGCGGACCGCGACCGAGGAGAAUCGAACAAUGAUUCUGCGCGAUCGAAAAUUAAGAUAGACAACGAGGACAGGUACAUCUACGCGUGUGCGUGGAUUGUUUCGGGAGGAGGGAAGAAGCGGCUGUGAGAUAAGAUUGACGAAGUUGCGAUGGUAAGGUCGUCGGGCUCCGAGUGAUCAAGUGCUUCGCUGGAUUAGUGCGCUAUUAGAGAGAUCGAGUGCGAUCGCGAAUGUGCGGCGUGAUCGGAGAGUCACGAGACGACCCGGAAUAACGAUAUAAUAGCGAGCCCACUGGCUGUAUGUGAGUGUGUAUUCGUUACUCGGAAACACGGGGAACGUGUCGAGAACGGCGGAUCCCGAGUGACGUCGGGGGGGGCGCGUGCAGGACCGACUUUGCCCCCCCACCCGCACCCUUUACGAACGUCGCCCUCGGAGAUUCGGUGAAGGGGAGAGGAUCGCUUGUCGGUUUUGCUACGCUACGAUUUAGGCCUGGGCGAGGCUCGAGAAAGAGGCCGCCUCCGCCAGGAUCGCCGGGCAGAGCGGAGGAGGAGGAGAAGGAAGAAGAAGACACGACGGAGUCCAUAGCGUGGAAGUAGAAUAGACAUGUUGUCAGUCUUCCCAGCAGCGAUGACGGGGACGAUGAAGGCGAUGCGGUCGACGAUACCGCGGUCGCGUCGACGAGGCUGUCGUCUGCCGCUGCCGCUUAUGAUCCUAAUCCUGACAUUGUCGCUAUCAUCGCGGUUGCCGACAGCGCGCUCAUUGCCGGCCGAUAUCGUGCAGAAGUUCCACGAUUCGGAGGUGGAACGCAUGAACCAUCUGGUAGUGGACAAGAACACCGGGCGGGUGUACGUGGGCGCGGUCAAUCGUCUCUAUCAGCUGUCGCCGGACCUGGUGCUGGUCGUCAAAGAGGUCACCGGGCCGAAGGGCGAUUCCACGGCGUGCUCGAUGCUGGAUUGUCCCCGCGAGGCGCAAAAACGCCCGGUCGACAACGUGAACAAGGCCCUGGUGAUCGAUUACACCACCACGCGGCUCAUCUCCUGCGGCAGUCUCUUUCAGGGCAUGUGCACGGUGCGCAAUUUGCACAACAUAUCGGAUGUGGUGCAGGAGGUCAAGGAGGCGGUGGUGGCGAACAAUGCCACCGCCUCGACGGUCGCGUUCAUCGCACCCGGCCCGCCGAAUCCUCCCGUCUCCCAGGUCAUGUACGUCGGCGUGACCUUCACAGGGAAUUCGCCCUAUCGCUCGGAAGUGCCGGCUGUGAGCUCGCGCUCCCUCGACAAGGACAAGAUGCUGAACAUUGCCGAGGCCGCGGUCACGACCGGCACGCGGAUGUACGUCAAUUCCUUGUCACGCGAGCGUUACCCGAUCAACUACAUCUACGGCUUCAGCAGCGGCGGCUUCAGUUACUUCCUCACCACGCAGAUGAAGAAUACGGAGACGCCGAUCUACCUGUCGAAGCUGGUGCGCGUGUGCCAAGACGACGAGCACUAUUACUCGUAUACGGAAAUACCGAUUAAUUGCACCAGCGACGAGCGCAUCUACAACCUGGUGCAGGCCGCCUACGUUGGCAAGGCCGGCUCGGUGCUCGCCGGCGAUCUCGGCAUCACCGCCCAGGACGACGUGCUGUUCGCCGUGUUCGCCGAGAGCGACGGGCCCAACAGCGACGUGCCGCGUCCGCAUUCGGCUUUAUGUGUUUACUCCCUCAAAGCGAUCCGCCGCAAGUUCAUGAGCAACAUACAGAAGUGCUUCAGCGGCGAGGGGCAGCGGGGCCUGGAAUUUAUCUCGCCGAGCCACAAAUGCAUAUCAACGAAAUUGCAAACGAUUGGCGAGGAUUUCUGCGGUCUCGAUGUGAACACACCUUUAGGUGGCGAAGAACCCAUGGGUGCGACUGCAGUUUUGACAUUCGAGACUCACCUGACGGCUGUGGCAGCUACUUCGACGGGCGAUUACACUGUCGUCUUUGUAGGCACCAAUAAGGGACACCUUAAGAAGGUGGUGGUAGAGAGUUCGACGCUGGCAUUGGAAUAUGGUGAUCUCGAGAUCGAUCCUGGCUCCCCGGUGAAUCCGGAUCUGCUAUUCGACUCACAGCUGAUGCACCUCUACGUGUUGACGGAGAAGAAGGUCUCGAAGGUCAAGGUUCAAGAGUGUUCAGUCUACAAGACUUGCUGGGAUUGCCUGGGCGCCAAGGAUCCAUAUUGUGGAUGGUGCUCGUUGGAGAACAAAUGCAACCUGCGCAGCGAUUGUCAGGAUGCUGCCAAGGAUCCGCUCUAUUGGAUCUCCUACAAGAGCGGUAGAUGUACGACGAUCACCACCGUCACCCCGGAUCAGUUGCAACGCACCACCGCCAGGACCCUCGAGCUCGUCAUCGAGAAUCUGCCGACUCUAUCCGGGCAGUUCCUGUGCGCGUUCUCUGCCCUCGAUAAAACCCUGAUCACGAAUGCCUCGCGGAAGUCCUACGGCGUGAAUUGCACCACACCGAGAACAGAUCUGCUGCCGUCGAUACCUCCGGGUCGACAUCACUUCACCGCCAAGCUGUCCGUUAGAAUGACAAACGGGCCCGAUUUGGUGGCGACAAAUUUCACCUUUUUCGACUGCAAUACGUACAGCUCGUGUACGCAAUGCGUGUCAUCGAGUUUUCCAUGCGAUUGGUGCGUUGAUGGCCAUCGAUGCACGCACGACACAGCGGAGAACUGUCGGAACGACAUUCUCGUCACGGGAGUCAGCAGAAUGGGACCAAGCUAUAGGAGUGGACCAGGUUUUUGUCCCACUAUAAAUGCCACCGAAUCUCAAGAGAUCCUCGUGUCUUCUGGUAUCAAAAAAGCGAUACGAGUUAAAGUGCAUAUCAUUGGGCAAUUCAUCAUACAAACACGCUUCGUGUGUCAAUUUAACAUCGAGGGCCGCGUCACGAGCGUCAACGCACGUCUGUUGGCCGACACGAUCUAUUGUGAGGAAACGGAAUUCUCUUAUACGUCUCGCGCACCGAACAUUACGGUACCUUUCGCCGUGAUCUGGGGCGGCUCCAAACCCUUGGAUAAUCCGGACAAUAUACAUCUGGUGAUAUAUCGAUGCCGGGACAUGGCGGACAACUGCGGCAUGUGUCUGGCCCUGCCGACCAAGUACGGCUGCGGCUGGUGCCAAAGCUCAGACAGAUGCGAGGUGAAGGAUCAGUGCGACCGUGGUUCUGGUAUGUGGCUGAACAGCAAUCAGACUUGCCCGAAUCCAGAGAUAAAGUCGUUUGAACCGGUAAUGGGCCCCUGGGAAGGGAAUACGAAUGUGACGAUUCGCGGCAUUAAUCUCGGCAAGACUUUCAGGGAUAUAGUUGGUGGUGUCACUGUGGCUGGUAUGCGAUGUUUACCUUACGAGGAGCUUUAUAUCCGAACGAAACAAAUCGUCUGUCGUGUUGAUGGACCUGGUACGCAGGAAGGCAGGAGUGGACCUGUCAUAGUAAAAAUCGAGGAUUUUCGCGGCGAGUCUGACUACAAUUUCGAGUUCGUGGACCCACAAAUUAUUUCGAUAUCACCUAAAUAUGGACCAUUGAGCGGCGGUACUACUAUCAAAAUCACUGGCAACUACAUGAAUGCCGGCAGCACUAUCCAUGCUGACAUUGAUGAGCUACCGUGUUCCAUAAUAAGCGCCGAACCCAACGAAGCUCUUUGCAUGACGAGUCCAAGCAAUAGGAAGAGAAGCGGGAUGCUCAAGAUGUCCUUCGACGGUGGCAAGCGUUUAUACGAUGGCUUCUUUGAAUACGUCGACGAUCCGACGAUUGAGAGCGUGGAGAGCGGUGUGGCCGGUCAGAUGAAAGUCCCAAAGGGGAUUCCGGCAGGUGGAAUAAAGAUUUCGGUAACUGGAAAGAAUCUCGGUUACAUACAGAGCCCGCAAAUGUAUGUCUAUUACGAUGAAAAGAUGUUUGUGUCACAGUGCGAGGUGCACAGUCAGGAGAGUAUGAUGUGCAAAUCACCGACUAUCGAGGUGCCUGAGCACAUUAUACUGGAUGCCGAACGUCCGCUCUCUCUCGAGUAUGGCUUCCGCAUGGACAACGUCACUGGUGUACAAAAUCUUUCGCAACACGGCUUCAAUCAUUUCCUUUUAUACCCAAACCCGAUCUACGAGGUCUUCGACGAGGAAGUUAAAUAUUAUAAAAGUGAUUACUUGACAAUUAACGGUCAGCAUCUUGAUCGCGCCUGCCAAGAAUCCGACGUAGUUGUACAAAUUGGUAACGCCUUUUGUAAUGUUACAUCCUUGUCGCGGCAACAGCUCACCUGUCGGCCGCCCUUGACGCAGCCGCCAGCUAUCGACGCUCAGGGAUUGCCCAAUAAACAAGAACUGCCGGAAGUAGUGCUGAUAGUGGGCGGUACGCUUCGUUACAACAUUGGCAAACUUAGCUAUGCACUGCCAGCCGGACUCAACGUACCAUUGUCGAAACCCACGCUAAUCAGUGUGAUUGCCGCGAUCGUAGCCUUAGUAAUCGUAUUUAUAGCAUUCCUUAUCGCCUAUCGCAGAAAAUCCACGGAGAGCAAUCGAGUGUUGAAGAAUAUGCAAGAACAGAUGGACAUUCUGGAGCUGCGAGUAGCCGCCGAGUGUAAGGAGGCCUUCGCCGAGCUGCAGACAGAAAUGACGGAUCUCACGGGAGAUCUAACGAGCGGUGGCAUACCCUUCCUCGAUUAUCGCACUUACGCGAUGAUGAUAUUAUUCCCCAGCGACGACAAUAGUCCGGUGCUGCAGUGGGACAGACCAGAAUUAGUGCGAAAGGAGAAGGGAUUACGUCUGUUCGGUCAACUAAUAAUGAACAAAACUUUUUUACUGUUGUUCGUACGAACCCUCGAAAGCAACCGUUAUUUCUCGAUGAGAGAUCGAGUUAAUGUCGCCAGUUUAAUUAUGGUUACACUUCAGAGCAAGAUGGAAUAUUGCACAGACAUCCUGAAAACUCUCCUGGCGGAUCUUAUCGAAAAGUGCACAGAAGGCAAGAGCCAUCCAAAAUUAUUCUUAAGACGAACUGAGAGUGUUGCUGAGAAAAUGUUAUCUGCCUGGUUCACGUUUCUCUUGUACAAGUUUAUGAGAGAGUGCGCUGGUGAACCAUUAUAUGUACUAUUUCGUGCGGUGAAACAACAAGUCGAUAAGGGUCCUGUCGAUGCGAUUACUUCAGAAGCACGAUAUUCUUUGUCUGAAGAAAAGUUGAUCCGACAAUCUAUUGAUUUUAAGCCAAUGACGGUCUACGUCUCGAUAUCCCAACAAACCGUGUUUGUCGGCGGAAUGGAUCCUAACACGGAAAACGUGCCAGUCAAAGUUCUUGACUGCGAUACAAUAUCUCAGGUGAAAGAGAAAGCGUUGGAUACAAUCUACCGAGCGACCCCUUACAGCCAAAGACCCCGAAAGGAGGAUCUUGAUCUUGAAUGGCGAACUGGUGCGUCCGGUAGAUUAAUUCUCUACGACGAAGAUUCAACAACGAAGACAGAAGGCGAAUGGAAGAAGAGGAAUACUUUGAAUCAUUACAGGGUACCAGAUGGAGCAUCGCUUAAUUUAGUCUCCAAACAAUCAUCUAUAUACAAUCUCUCGAUUUUAUCGGAGAAAACGGACAAAUCGCACAAAUAUGAGACCUUGAAUCUUAGCAAAUUCAGUUCGGCCAGUCCCCCACUUUCUCGCGCUACCUCGCCGCUCAAUCAGAAUCUUGAAGGCGGAAUGAAAGUCUGGCAUCUUGUCAAGCAUCAUGAUUCCGAUGUGCGGAAGGAGGGAGAUCGUGGUAACAAAAUGGUCUCCGAAAUCUAUUUGACAAGGUUAUUGGCAACGAAGGGUACACUUCAGAAAUUUGUCGAUGAUCUGUUCGAAACCAUAUUCAGCACUGCCCAUCGAGGCUCGGCGCUUCCUCUCGCCAUCAAAUACAUGUUUGACUUCAUGGACGACCAAGCUCUGCAACAUGGCAUAUCCGAUCCCGAAGUGGUGCACACGUGGAAGAGCAAUUCCCUUCCUCUCAGGUUUUGGGUUAACCUUAUAAAAAAUCCAAACUUUAUUUUCGAUAUACACAAGUCCAACAUCGUAGACUCGUGUUUAUCUGUUGUGGCACAGACGUUUAUGGAUAGCUGUUCAACGUCGGACCAUAGAUUAGGUAAGGACUCUCCGAGUUCGAAACUAUUAUAUGCAAAAGACAUUCCAGUGUACAAAGAAUGGGUAGAGCGUUACUACUCAGAUAUCAAAGUCAUGCCAGCCAUAUCCGAUCAAGACAUGAAUGCCAUGCUUGCCGAAGAAUCGAGGUUGCACACAACGGAGUUUAAUACGAAUUGUGCUUUAUACGAACUAUAUACAUACGCGGGUAAAUACAACGAACAACUAAUAGUCACUCUCGAGGAGGACGAAUUCUCGCAGAAGCAGAGACUGGCGUACAAGCUCGAGCAAGUGCACAAUAUAAUGGCGGCGGACAACCCCUGAUGUACCAUGAAUUCUAUGAAGCACAUGACGAAACCCGCUCGUCAAGAGUUACCCUGCUGAGCGGCCAAUCAUGGUCCGAUUUAAUUCUCGACGGCGCGAACGAAGAGGACUGGCCUACUUUGUAAUCGAUUAUCUCAGGUUUCGUGCAAAAGCCAGUUGUUCUCAGCAUAACGCAAAUCGCGAGUGAACUUGGAAGAAUCCCGACCCGGGUUGAACGCCGCGAGCUAACUGCAGUUUAAUUAAACGAUUAAGUGUUAAAAUAUGUGUCGAGGAGAAGUCUUCUCAGAGGUCGCCGGUUUGUACGUGUGACCAUAAUCAUAAGCACAUUGCCGCAUAAUUGUACAUAAAAUAUCAAAAAAAAAAUCAUUGUAAUAGAAUAUUAAAUGUAUGAUCAUACCUCGGCGACCGAGUCGAGUGCAAAAGCGGGGCGAGACCGUUUUCCCUCGUCGCGCAGUGGUCCUUAUGCACCGUGAGUGAUUUUAAAAAUGAAUAUGUAAUAAUGAGACACACACCCUAGUGAUAAGAAAGGCGCGAGUGAGGAAAUCAGUCGUGAUAAUCGAUCGAUGAUUUGUAAAUGUGUUUAAAAAAAAAAAAUAAAAAAGAAAAAGAAACGGUCGAUCGCUGGUGCCGGAUUAAUGGCAAUCGCGAUUUUUAACGAAUAAACAUUUCCAUCCACCGCUAUUCUAGCUGAAAUUUUUUGAAUUAUGGGAACUGACGAAUUUUAUGAAAUAAUGAUAAUUACCGAUAACGAUGAAAUAAUUAAGCGAUAUGAAUAUAUUAUAUAUAUAUAUAGA
Molecule: messenger RNA, 7501 nt
Organism: Camponotus floridanus (Florida carpenter ant)
Lineage: Eukaryota; Metazoa; Arthropoda; Insecta; Hymenoptera; Formicidae
Gene: PlexA
Product: plexin-A4
Exons: 13
Coding region: 894-6707 (1937 amino acids)
Biological process (GO): semaphorin-plexin signaling pathway involved in axon guidance; motor neuron axon guidance; regulation of cell migration
Cellular component (GO): semaphorin receptor complex
Molecular function (GO): semaphorin receptor activity; protein binding
Source: RefSeq, a predicted model, not a curated record